Molecule: messenger RNA, 731 nt
Organism: Asparagus officinalis (garden asparagus)
Lineage: Eukaryota; Viridiplantae; Streptophyta; Magnoliopsida; Asparagales; Asparagaceae
Product: cytochrome b5
Exons: 4
Coding region: 128-532 (134 amino acids)
Cellular component (GO): membrane; intracellular membrane-bounded organelle
Molecular function (GO): heme binding
Source: RefSeq, a predicted model, not a curated record
GUCAAAGAGCCCACCUACUCACUGCGUCCUUAGAAAUAUAGAGAGAACGGGCGAAGUGAAUCUCUAAAAAACCCGGCAUCGGAGAAAUUGAGAGAGGGAGAGGGGUUAGAAAUCAAGGUUUUUGGAGAUGGCCGGCGAUUCCAAGGUUUAUCACUUUGACGAGGUUUCGAAGCACAACGCCACCAAGGAUUGCUGGCUCAUCAUCAACGGAAAGGUUUAUGAUGUCACCCCUUUUAUGGAUGAGCAUCCUGGUGGUGAUGAAGUCUUGCUAGCAGCUACUGGUAAGGACGCGACAAACGAUUUCGAGGAUGUUGGUCACAGCAACUCAGCAAGGGAGAUGAUGGACAAGUACUUGAUCGGAGACAUCGAUGCCUCAUCUGUUCCAGCGAAGAGAUCUUAUGUGCCACCUCAGCAACCAUCAUACAACCCUGACAAAUCUUCUGAUUUCAUCAUCAAGAUAUUGCAAUUCCUUGUGCCUAUCAUGAUAUUGGGCUUGGCCUUCGCCGUCAGGCACUUCACCAAGGCGGAAUAAGCUCCCCCCCCUUCUUUAAACUGUCGUGAUCAAUUGAGACUUGUGGUUUUGGUGAUGGAUUGGGUUAUUUGUGCUCAAAGGCUUCCUUGUGUUGUGACAUUGUUUAUGUAUGGUAUUACUUGAAAUCUAGAAUACUUGCAUAACCAACAAUAAUAGCUUAUGUGGCUUCAGUUAAUCCUCUUUUCUUUUGUUUUCUUUA